AAAAAUCAUUUCUCCUUGCUGCCCUAAAAAUUCGAAGCAAAAUUUCUGUGUCCCGCUUUCAACAGCAAACUCUGGUAACCGUCCGCCGAUAUGGGUAGCUCUUCUAAUGCCGCCGCCCCUAUCAACAACGUAGACAAGGGCGUCGAUUAUGCUAACUAUUUCUGCACUUACGCUUUUCUCUAUCACCAAAAAGAGAUGCUCUCUGAUCGUGUUCGUAUGGAUGCUUACUACAAUGCUAUUUUCCAAAACAAACAUCAUUUUGCUGGAAAGGCUGUUUUGGAUGUAGGGACAGGGAGCGGCAUAUUGGCAUUAUGGUCAGCACAAGCAGGUGCAAGGAAAGUUUAUGCAGUCGAAGCCACCAAGAUGGCAGAACAUGCUCGUGAACUUGUUAAAACAAAUGGGUUUGAGCAUGUUGUUGAAGUGAUUGAGGGGUCAAUGGAAGAUAUUACUCUGCCUGAGAAGGUUGAUGUAAUCAUUUCAGAGUGGAUGGGAUACUUCCUUCUACGUGAAUCAAUGUUUGACUCAGUUAUCUGUGCUCGGGAUCGUUGGUUGAACCCAGAUGGAGUUAUGUACCCAAGCCAUGCUCGAAUGUGGGUUGCACCAAUCCGCUCUGGAUUAGUGGAUCAAAAGAAGAUUGAUUAUGAUAGAGCAAUGGAUGAUUGGUCCCAUUUUGUCAAUGAGACGAAAACGUUUUAUGGUGUGGAUAUGGGCAGUCUGACUAAGCCUUUUACGGAUGAGCAGAGAAAAUACUAUCUACAGACAUCAUUGUGGAACAACCUUCAUCCAAAUCAAGUAAUUGGAAAACCUGCUGUCAUAAAGGAGAUUGAUUGUUUAACAUCAAGUGUGAAUGAUUUACUCAGUCUUCAGGCAAAUAUCUCAUCAAUCAUUACUGCAGAAAAUACACGAUUCUGUGGGUUUGGUGGAUGGUUUGAUGUCCACUUUCGAGGACGCAAGGAGAAUCCAGCUAAAAAUGAGAUUGAGUUGACAACAGCUCCAAGUGAAGACCUUGGAACACACUGGGGGCAGCAGGUGUUCUUGUUCUAUCCAUCCACACGUGUUAGCCAAGGAGAUAAUAUGACAAUGAAUUUCUCAAUGAAUCGCUCUAAAGAAAACCAUCGGUUGUUGGAAGUUGAGUUUGAUUGUGAGCUUAGACAAUCUUCUGGAAAGUCACUUCCAUCAUUCAGCAAAAAGUUUUACAUAGAAUGAGGAGCACGGCCUGAUUUUUCGAAGUGUCAUGUCUAAAGGCCAACGGGAUGAUCGCUACUGGUGUACACGAUCCUCUGGGGAAGAAAUUCAGCCAUUUCUGCAGCUGACUUAUGCUAUUGUGUCUUGCCCCCCUAGACUCCUGUGCCCUUCUCAACAAAUUUGCCUCUUAAAUCCAUUUUGCAUAUUUUUUUCUAUUUUUUUUUUUGGGCCUGGAAACUAGGCGUGUUCCCGGGGGCGCUAGAAGCUUUGGAAUGUUUUGUAAGCAUGCAGGAUCACCCACCUACAAUUUGUGCGGGAAAUGGAGGACUGGUAGGUCAGCAUGAUGUCCACUUUAAACGCAAGUUUGUAUCUAAAGACGAAACUAGUGCUACCUGCUCUCGUCAGUGUGCAAGUAUUCUGUAGUCUUGUUAGUGCCAUCUAUUCUAGUAACUUCCAUUUGGAAUGGAGUAUUCAUCUUAUGAAGCCAAGAGACCAAAAAUGAGAUAAAUUCAUUCUAAAAAUAGCUUAGUUUGUUCUUCUAUCGUCCUUUUUUAUUCCUAUUGAAGUUCAUUGAAACAUCAAAAAUUAGUGAUUUUUGUUGGAUAUGAAAGGUUCAAAUUUACGAUCUUA
Messenger RNA from Solanum lycopersicum (tomato), 1815 nucleotides. RefSeq names its product protein arginine N-methyltransferase PRMT10. The record is from RefSeq and is a predicted model, not a curated record. NCBI's taxonomy places the organism in Eukaryota, Viridiplantae, Streptophyta, Magnoliopsida, Solanales, Solanaceae. Gene Ontology annotation, molecular function: protein-arginine N-methyltransferase activity. Gene Ontology annotation, cellular component: nucleus. Gene Ontology annotation, biological process: peptidyl-arginine methylation.